Molecule: messenger RNA, 1922 nt
Organism: Mercurialis annua (annual mercury)
Lineage: Eukaryota; Viridiplantae; Streptophyta; Magnoliopsida; Malpighiales; Euphorbiaceae
Product: premnaspirodiene oxygenase-like
Exons: 2
Coding region: 83-1720 (545 amino acids)
Molecular function (GO): heme binding; oxidoreductase activity, acting on paired donors, with incorporation or reduction of molecular oxygen; iron ion binding
Source: RefSeq, a predicted model, not a curated record
AUAAAUACAAUGAACACUCACAAGUCGUUCUACCAUAAAUUCAACCAAAGCUCCUCAUUUUUUCUUCCACCAAAAACACAAAAUGGCAUCUCUACAAUUUUCUCCAUCAAACAUAGGAGCAUUCACAACAACUAAGAUAGCAUCUCCAGCUUCUACUGCGCCUCUCCACUUGUUACCCUCUUCUUCCUACCGUCUUCACCGCAUGAAAGUUCAUUGCCAAACUAAUCCAGAAGAUCAAAAGAGCAGAACCGUAGCGAAAACGCUGCCUCCUGGGCCGAUGAAGCUCCCGAUCAUCGGAAACCUACAUAACCUGGCAGGCAACCUGCCCCAUCUAGCUCUUUCCGAACUUGCCAAGGAAUAUGGCCCCAUCAUGCACCUUCAAAUGGGUGAAAUCUCUUCGGUGGUGGUUUCGGACGCGAAAAUGGCUAAAGAAGUGUUAAAGACGCAUGAUCUGAAAUUCGCACAGAGGCCGCAGCUUCUUGUUGCUCAAAUUGUGAUUUAUGAUGGUAAAGACAUUGCUUUCUCCCCUUAUGGUGAGUAUUAUAAGCAGAUCAAAAAGAUUAGCUCCACGGAACUCUUGGGCCCGAAAAGAGUCCAAGCAUUUGCUUCUCUUCGCGAAAAUGAGGUUGACAAACUCAUCGACUCAGUUCGUCGUUCGGUUGGUAAACCUAUGGAUUUCGGCGAAAAUGUGUAUCGGUUGACUAAUGUUAUUAUAUGCAAGGCCGCGUUUGGAGAAGAAUGCAAAGAGCAAGAUGCGGUUAUUAAACUUGGCAAGGAAGCAACAGACCUCGCGGGAGGCUUUAAUAUAGCGGAUUUGUUCCCUUCGUUAACGUUUCUUCACGGAAUCACUGGCGAAAAACGCAGAUUUGAGAAACUCAGAGAUGAAUUCGAUAGAAUGUUAACGAAUAUCGUUGAAGAUCACAUGAAGAAAUUGCUGACCAAAAGCGGGAAUAGCGAUGAAUCGGAGAGGGAAGACCUUGUGGAUAGUCUUUUAAAGCUUCAAGCAAGCGGGCAUUUUAAAAGUCCUCUAACAAUGGACCACAUCAAAGCUGUCGUUUUGGAUUUGUUCAUUGCUGGAACUGAGACAUCUUCAACAACAGUAGAAUGGGCAAUGUCCGAAAUGAUAAGAAAUCCACGAGUGCUAAAAAAGGCACAAGAGGAGGUAAGAGAAGCUCUAAAAGGAAAAGAAACAAUACGUGACGCAGACGUCCAGGAUUUAAAAUACUUAAACUUAAUAAUGAAAGAAACACUUCGGUUACAUCCACCGGUUCCUAUGUUGCUUCCAAGAGAAAGCAACGAAAGGUGCGAGAUUGCGGGGUAUGAAUUGCCUGUCAAAACCAAAAUGAUCGUCAACGCGUAUGCAAUCGGGAGAGAUCCCAAGGUUUGGCGCGACGCUGAAGAAUUUAAACCGGAGAGAUUCUUGGAUAUGCCGGUUGAUUUCAUAGGGAUGGACUUUGAGUACAUUCCAUUCGGAGGUGGAAGAAGAAUUUGUCCGGGAAUGGCUUUCGGUGUUGCGAAUAUGCAGCUUCCUUUAGCAAGAUUACUCUACCACUUUGAUUGGACACUACCUGAUGGAGCCACACCUGAAAAUUUAGACAUGUCUGAAACUUUUGGAGCCAGCAUUUCGAGAAAAACUAAGCUUUAUCUCAUCCCUACUCUUUAUGAACCUUCAAAAGAUGAGUCUACUCAUUACAAGGAAGCCAUGAAAGUUCUCAAUUGAAGCAUCCAUAACUAGUGUCCAUGGUUGUCAUGUACUUUAGUACUACGAAUCCUGAUCGAGAUGUUACCAGGCUCUUUGUGAGAGAAAAAAAAGACUAGUAAAUAAAUGAGAUGUAAAAUUGAUUAGUAAAUUUAUUUCUAUUUUUUUAAUAUUGUUGUUUUUGUAUAUCUAAUCAUCGAUGGCGUUUUGCAUUUAUCUUAAA